Molecule: messenger RNA, 444 nt
Organism: Guillardia theta CCMP2712
Lineage: Eukaryota; Cryptophyceae; Pyrenomonadales; Geminigeraceae
Exons: 1
Molecular function (GO): protein binding
Source: RefSeq, a predicted model, not a curated record
AGAGAGUUGUGUGACUCGAUAGCGCACAAUCAUGUUCUGAAUGAGCUGAAGGCAAGUGGCCACAAGUUGGAACCGGAAUCAGUCUCUGCCUUCUCUAACAUGCUGAAGCAUAAUAAAGCGCUAAAGCGGCUUGCCAUCGGAGACAGUACAUUCGGUGACGAGGGUCUCACAUUGUUGGCCCCAGGUCUUGCAGAGAAUGCUGGCCUGGAGGCAAUCGAGCUCGACUAUAAAGGCAUCACAAGCGAAGGGGUUUCGACCUUGCGAGAAGUUUUCCUCAAGAACAAAGUGCUCAGAUCGAUUUCGCUGUCGCGAAAUUCAAUUAAGGAUGAAGGACUGAGCAAGCUCUCAAGCAUAUUCGGGGAGGCAGGUGUAAAUCUCGAGCGAGUCGACUUGUCAUCCAUCGAAGUUGGUGAUGUCGGCAUGAAGGCGUUGGGUUCAGCUUUG